Molecule: messenger RNA, 3144 nt
Organism: Cyprinodon tularosa
Lineage: Eukaryota; Metazoa; Chordata; Actinopteri; Cyprinodontiformes; Cyprinodontidae
Product: leucine zipper putative tumor suppressor 2 homolog
Exons: 9
Coding region: 390-2729 (779 amino acids)
Biological process (GO): cell division; negative regulation of canonical Wnt signaling pathway
Source: RefSeq, a predicted model, not a curated record
AGAGCAGAGCAUUAUAUCGGGCUCUAACGGUGACGGAAACGAACAUACUCCAUAUGCGAGCGCAGUUGCGAAUAAUGAGGGUUGCUGUACGGUUGGAUGGGUUCUGGUGACGAGAAACAGACGCAGAGGAUUGAAGGAGGACUGAGUUGGUUUUGGCGAGUAAGUGAUUGAAGAAAAGUUGUUUCUUUCCACCAGAGAUCCACUCAGGACGUUUGUUUUUUGGAAGAAGCGCUGUUCGGAUUGCGAGUAAAGAAUUUGACUCGGGUCGAGCUGAGUGAGUGAGGCCCUGGAAUGAGAGCUCUUUGCCAUCUUGUCUCCCCCAGACCUCCAGGAGGAGCACACUGGGCGAUACACUGAGUGUGCGGUUUGUCUGAUGCAGUCAGGCUGCCAUGGCUCUGGUUCAGCCACUACCUGUGAGUGACCAUUCCAAUCAAGGUCUUGAACUCCAGCAGCGCCGGCCGCCAUCAUCUAGCUCCCCCACGGACCCCUGCUCUGUCCCUUGUGGCGCCUUUAGCACCGAUUCAGCCAUGGGUUCAGUCAGCAGUCUCAUAUCAGGCAGGACAUAUCAAGAGAGGCAUUGCAGGGCUGGCAGUGAAUUCCCACACAAGCCACGGCGCUCCACACCAGCUACCAGCUGCUUCCGCCUGCAGGAUAAGAGCCUUCGCAGUGGGAGCUCCCUGGAGCAGUUGCUGGUAAAUGGCAAUCCAACACAGCCGCAGGCACAGGUUCUACCUCCACCACUGCCCACCAAAAAGCAGCCGAGACCCGGAAACUCUGCCGGUGCAGCUGGAGAUGGAGGGGUUGCUGGAGCAGCAGUGAGUGGAACUAAUGCGAACUUUGGAUAUGUUGGUGAAGAAGUGGUUAUUGGAGACUGGAAUGACAACCUGGUGCUAACCGUUGCGAGUCCCUGCAGCGACCAAGAGGACCAAAAGGAGAGUGGGACUGUUAAUGGCAACAUUGGUGGACCUCCACCCAAACUGGUCCCAGUGUCUGGACAGCUAGAGAAGAACAUGGAGAAAGUGUUGAUCCGUCCCACAGCAUUCAAACCGGUCAUCCCCAAGAAUCGUCAUUCUAUGCAGUACCUGUCUCCACGGCCAGGAGGCAGCAAUCUGUCUGAGAGCCAGGCCAGUCUAAACCUCCUGUUGCCCCUUGGCGCCCCUAACAGCUCCAGUGGAACCCACAGUAACGCUGGAAGCUGCAGCUCCAGCUCUGAAGGGAAACCCAACUUGUACAGUGGAUGUCGUAAUGCUCGCAGCAGUCAGUCCUGCUCCAUGUCAGAUUCAGGGAGAAACUCCCUUUCCAGCAUCCCUACCCAAAGCAGCACAGUGUACAGUUUGGCCCCAAGUGAGGGCUCCAGCUCGGGUUCUGGUUCGGGGGGCCCGGCGGAGCCUGUGUCAGCCCUGGUUCGUAAUGCUCCAGGAACAGGUGGAAGCCAUGGUCAUAGCAAUUCGGACAGUGGACGUUCCUCGUCCAGUAAAAGCACGGGCUCAGGGUCACUGAGAGGUUGCGGGCAGCCCCUCUCUGACAGUGGGUCUUGUGGACACUCACCACCGCCUGUGGAGGGAUAUGAGGUGGUGGUGAAGGAGCUGGAGGAGAAGCUGCGGGAGCGAGACCUCGAGCUCCAACAGCUCCGGGAAAACCUUGAUGAGAAUGAAGCAGCCAUCUGCCAGGUUUAUGAGGAGAAGCAGAGAAGAUGUGAAAGAGAGAUGGAUGAGCUGAGACAGAGCUGUGCAGUCAAGAUGAAACAAACCUCUCAGAAAGCUCAGAGAGCACAGCAGGUGCUGCAGUUACAGGUAUUCCAACUACAGCAGGAGAAAAAGAAGCUACAAGAAGACUUCUCCUCUCUGCUGCAGGACAGAGAAACGCUAGAGAGAAAGUGUGCCACCAUUCAGAGGGAGCAAACACAGCUGGGCCCCCGUCUGGAGGAAACAAAGUGGGAGGUGUGUCAGAAGUCAGGAGAGAUCUCGCUUCUGAAGCAGCAGCUGAAAGAAAUCCAGUCUGAGCUCAGUCAGAAAGCAGGUGAGAUCGUGGUACUGAAGGCCCAACUGAGGGAGGCUCGCUCAGAGCUGCAAGCCAGCCAGGCUCGAACCCAGGAGGCCCAGACUGCAAUGCGGACGCGAUCCCUUGAGCUUGAAGUUUGUGAAAACGAACUCCAAAGACGCAAGAGCGAAGCUGAGCUUCUGCGGGACAAAGUGAGCCGUCUGGAGGACGAAUCAGUCCGGCUCCGCGACACGCUGUCAAACCACGGUGGAAACCCGACCAAGAAGGGACUGGUCAUGGGCCUUUCAUUCCAACAGGGGAGAGUAGUGAUGGGAAGGGGGGGUCCCAGCCCCUGCAUGUACCCCAAUGGAGAGGAAGGUUAUCUGGUGUGGGGAGGAGAAAGCGAUGAAGCCAAGGCUCAAAGGCAGAAUGCAGAAACACUGAUGGGACUUCGACAGCAGGUUGAUCGACUCAAAGCUGAGCUCAUGUAUGAGAGAAGAACUGGUGAGGAGCAGCGGUCACGUUUUGAGGAAGAGAGAAGGGUGUGGCACGAGGAGAAAGAAAAAGUAAUCCGCUACCAAAAGCAGCUGCAGCAGAACUACAUUCAGAUGUAUCGCCGCAACCGGGAUCUUGAGCGAGUGAUGAGGGAGCUGAGCCUGGAGCUGGAGAACCGGGACAUGGAGGACUACGAGGUCCGCAGUGGCAGCAAUGACAUCCACUUUGAGGAAAUCACUGCCACAGAGAUCUAAACACAGCACAUCAUUUGUUCACAAAAAAUGGAGGAAAACACUCAAGUGUCCCAGAAGAUGCAAACCAAACAUUGAACUGUGAACCAAAUGCUGCACUAGCUUCAGUAUGGUGUUACCUGGAGCGAUGACCGAGCUCUCACCACUGUUAAAAUCGGGGACGUUUCAUUAAGGUGCAUUGUUACUUCCUCUCAUAUGGCAUCUUCUACAGCGUUUCUAUUAGGUUUUUACCAGCACAAAGACUGCUUCCUUCCUGAGACCAAAAGCAGUGAGGUGUUUAUCAUUCUCAGAAUAUAUUUAAAUCAGGGUAUUUAAAUUAAAAAGGAACCUAAAGCAAAAAAAAAUAAAGAAAGAAAGAUAUGAACUAUUCCCUACAGAACAAUCUCAUGACACAGCACUUAAGCAUCUUAACAGCUUG